This is a messenger RNA of Bipolaris oryzae ATCC 44560, 648 nucleotides long. RefSeq lists its product as uncharacterized. NCBI's taxonomy places the organism in Eukaryota, Fungi, Ascomycota, Dothideomycetes, Pleosporales, Pleosporaceae. The transcript is spliced from 5 exons. The coding region runs from base 1 to 648 and encodes 215 amino acids. The record is from RefSeq and is a predicted model, not a curated record. Gene Ontology annotation, molecular function: protein binding.
AUGGCUUCGAAUCAUCCGUUUCCAGCUGGCCAGGAGAAGGUAAUAGCAACAAGUAUGAUAUGGAUUUUGGUUCGUGACGAAAUUCAAAUUCUACAACCUCCUUUCUGGAGCAUCUGGGGGUUAGAAUACGAUUUACUGAAGGUAGGAGGCGCUGGGCAGUGGCCAUUCAGAUACGCUGUCGACCGACAGCAAGCUGCUAUUUUGACGCUGCAGCCAGUGAAAACGAUCUUUCUAGAGGCGAAAGACCGCGACAUCAACAUCAAGAGCCUCAACAUAAGCGAUCUUAAGGAUAUGUAUAAGUCCAGAGACACGGUCGCCGAUACGAUGGCUGCAGCUAACAGAAAACUUGCAGAAGGGAAUGGCGGGCGCUCAGUGGAUGAUGUGGCAACUAGCACUACAUCAACUUCAGAGUGGGAUGAGACCGCCAUAGUUCGACUCGUUGACGUGUGUAAGGUGUGGUUUACGGAGAUGAACUUCUCUGACGCGAUCCGCUUACACCUCGAUCUGAUAUGUGUAGCUUUGGGCUACAAGUGGGGAAUUCUGCCACUACUGAAGGGCUGGAGAGGGCACAAAGCCAAUUACGGACGGUCUUACUACCACAAUAAGAAAAUAGGUAAAGGCAACAUUGACUCACCUAACCUCAUGUAA